Messenger RNA from Mesorhabditis spiculigera, 1209 nucleotides. NCBI's taxonomy places the organism in Eukaryota, Metazoa, Nematoda, Chromadorea, Rhabditida, Rhabditidae. The record is from the annotation of a GenBank genome assembly.
AUGUCCAACGUCAAGGAGCAGCUCUCGCAGGUCGCUGUUUCGGCCAAGGAGGCUGCGCAUAAUGUUGGCGAGCAAGUGUCCGACUUUUUCCAAGGGAACCCGUUUGCGACGCCGGUCGGCAAGAAAAUCGAACUGGCCACCGAUUCCAACCUGCUCGCCACCGAGAAUUGGGGCCUAAACAUGGAAAUCUGUGACUUCAUCAAUGGCUACGAGGAUGGGCCAAAGGACGCGAUUCGGGCCCUGCGAAAGCGGAUGCACACCCAGAUCGGCAAGAAUAAUACGAAUAUCAUGUACACGCUGACAGUUUUGGAGACUUGCGUCAAGAACUGUGACCAUCGUUUCCACGUGCUCGUCUGCUCCAAGGAUUUUAUCCAAGACCUCGUCAAGCUCGUCGGGCCCAAAUUUGACGCGCCGCAGAUUAUUCAGGAGCGAGUGUUGUCGUUGAUUCAGGCUUGGACAGACGCUUUCCAAAAUGUGCCCGAUCUUGUCGGGGUCCGACAGGUCUAUGACGAGCUCCGAUCGAAGGGGGUUGAAUUCCCGGCCGCCGAUUUGGAUACGCUGGCACCAAUUAUUACACCGAAACGGACCUACCAAGUCGCUCCCCAUUCUGAAGUCCCGUUAGAGGCAUCAGCCGAGCAACUCGCCAAAUUGCGUCAGGACAUCGAUGUGGUCAACUGCAAUUUGAAGGUGUUCCGCGAGAUGCUGACCGAAAUCACGCCCAACAAAGUGUCCGACGAUGAGCUGCAGCUUAUCCUGGAGCUCAACCAGACCUGUCGCCAGAUGCAGCAGCGAGUGUUGGAGUUGAUUGGACAAGUGACCAAUGAUGAAGUUACAAGCGAACUCCUGCUGGUCAACGACGAGUUCAACGGCGCCUUCGAGAAGUUUGAGCGCUUCAUGGCGAACAAGGAGAAAGAAGAGCCCGCACAACAAGCCGCCGCCCCAUCUGAUAGUCUAAUUGAUCACCCGACCGCCGCCUCGGUAGCUGAUCAACUGAGCGGACUGAAAAUGUCAACGGCUGCCAGUUCAUCUUCUACAGCUGAAGCCUACAAAGCCAAUGCUGAGCCCCAAGCAGCUGUCGGGCUACGAACCGUUGUUAACGACAAAACGGCAGCCGUCAGCGAUCAGGAAGCAGCGGAAAUGGCGGCGUGGUUGAACAUGCAGGGGAAGCCACAAGGUAAGGAACCCCACGACCCGGAGAACGACAAGCUG